AUCAUGUGACAACAGGAGUAGCGAAUGAUGUGGUUGCAGACGGCUGCCCCGGGGAGGAAGUCGGCGUUGCAGCCUCGGAUUCCGUCGUCCCUGGCAGCUGCGGCGGCGGCAGCAUGGCCCCGGCGCGGUACUGUGUUCCUGGUGAGAGACUCUGCAGCCUAGAGGAAGGAACCCCUGGCAGUGGUACCUACACCCGUCAUGGCUCUAUAUUUUCCUCUUUGGCAGGUUGUUUCAUUAAGAAAAGUGAGAAUGGCAUGCUGCCAGUGGUCUGUGUAAUGAGGGAUGCAGAUUCUCAACUUCUACCUGAUGUGGGAGCCACAGUGACAUGCAAGGUUUGCAGCAUUAAUUCACGUUUUGCAAAGGUACACAUCUUGUACGUCAGUUCUACACCACUGAAAUCCCCAUUCCGUGGAACAAUACGGAGAGAAGAUAUCCGAGCUACAGAGAAAGACAAGGUGGAGGUUUACAAGAGUUUCCGCCCAGGUGACAUCGUUCUGGCCAAAGUUAUCUCAUUGGGGGAUGUACAAUCCAACUACCUGCUGACCACAGCAGAGAAUGAGCUGGGUGUAGUGGUGGCUCAUAGUGAAGCAGGAGUACAGAUGGUGCCAAUCAGCUGGUGUGAAAUGCAGUGCCCCAGUACACAUGCCAAAGAACUGCGCAAAGUAGCCCGGGUGCAGCCUCAGUUUCUACAGACCUAAAUGGUACAUACCCCAAGAGGUACAACAGGUACUGAGAAGACUUUUAACUCAGGAUGGAGAGAUGAAGGACACUAAAAAGAAAAAGAGUCCACUGAGCUACUGCAGUUUUCUAAGAAAGAACUAAGCCCCAGGAACCCUGUGUUCAUUUUUGCCUUUGGAAUGGCCUGGGGAAAAAAGAAUCUUAAUUACUUCUCUUUCCUCCAUUUUUUGUCCCAAUUGUAUUAUUUUAUAAGUCAAUAAACUCUUCCCAACUAUG
Molecule: messenger RNA, 954 nt
Organism: Sphaerodactylus townsendi
Lineage: Eukaryota; Metazoa; Chordata; Lepidosauria; Squamata; Sphaerodactylidae
Gene: EXOSC1
Product: exosome component 1
Exons: 8
Coding region: 114-698 (194 amino acids)
Biological process (GO): RNA processing
Cellular component (GO): nuclear exosome (RNase complex); cytoplasm
Molecular function (GO): RNA binding
Source: RefSeq, a predicted model, not a curated record